CUGUUCACACACAGAUCAAAAUGAAACUCGCAACAGUUGGAAUUCUCGCCUUGGCCUUUGGCCUUUCUGAGCCUCACGGCUACCUGAUGGAUCCCCUGGCCAGGACCUCACUUCAGUUGGAUGGUUCCUACCCUUACGAUCCUCCCUAUUGGUGGGACAACAAGGGGGUGUGGUGCGACAAUGUUCAACAAGAUCUUCAAUAUUCUCAAUGCGGACGAUGUGGUGAAGCCCGCGGAAACGGGGAUGCUUCUCAAGGGGGAAUUUACGAUAAAGGAAUUGUCGUUAAAACGUACUUCUCUGGAUCAAUUGUUGAAAUGAAGGCUGGCCUAGACAAUGCUCACUUUGGUCACUUCAAGAUAGAGCUGUGUCCCCAGGCAGUGGAGACGGACGGGUGUUUCCAAACGCUGCCGAUUGUCAGCGCUUCUCAGCCUUUUGGAAAUGACACGGUUUGCAUCCCAUUCGACAAUCCGGCCCCACCCAAUGACAUUGUCACAUUCCGUGUCCAACUUCCUGCCGGGGUAACUUGCACGAGGUGCACGAUCAGGUGGACUUAUCGGACUUCGUACCCUGCCUGGGCACCCGGACAGGGCGAAUGCUACAACCCUAAUCCUGCCCAAACUUUUAGGAACUGUGCGGAUAUCACUAUUUACUAAAAAAAUUUUGUAUUAUUAAUCUGUAAAAUUUCUCUUCUUAAAUAAUUGGAAAUCAUUGACCAUAAAUUUUUUAACUAGAAUCGCAUUAUAGUUAUAGGGGAUGAGGAGGGUUUCCAAUCAUCUACUAAUAAAAAUUACACAAUAAUUACACAAUAAUUAUAAUUAUAAUAAUUUAUUACAAUGAGAUACCCCACAUUACGUCAUCUCAAGGCUAGUCAUUUAACUAGUCAAAAAUUGUAUACUCUCUUUAAGGGUGGAACUGCAAAUACAAAACUAACCGAUUUCGAAAGAUGAACUACGUAAAGCUGUACUAAAGCUAAGAAACAAAUUACCGACCAAUAUCCCUAGUCGCAACCACACUGCAAAAAAUCAGCUAGCGUAAAUUUAACGGGGUAAUUUUGGUGCUAAUUUGUCACCAUGUACUGUAAAUCUUGUCCCAAAUGUUGUCAUAAUUUACACCACACGGUGUGAAAUUUAGCAUCGCCCAGCGGGGUGGAUAUGUGACUCCACCGCCUCGGUGUCAAUAAUUCCCGAUAAAUAAACACCACACGGUGACGAAUUAACAACAUUUAGUGACAAAUUAACACUGCAUGGUGGUAAAUUAACACCAGACGGUGAUAAAUUAACACCUCCCGCGAGGUGAUGUUACACCGGAGAGUUUUAGGAUGCAUCUUAAAACUUAUGACAACAAUUCUGACAUUUGUGUGAAGUUGGCUAAGCGAACAGUUCCAGCCAACGAUCCCUUUGCAUGACAUAGUUCCGAGAACGCAGUGUUUGGCUAGGUUUGAUUCAUUUGUUGAGAUAUAAUCACGACACAAAAUAUUUAGCACGAAAAACAUCAAAAACCUUAUGCAAGUUUUCCAUCGGAACUUGGAAAAUGACGUUUAUGUAAAUGAUAUGAGUGAGACAAGGAUAAUAACCGAAAGCAAAAAAGUGUUGAAGGAGGAUUUUGUGAACAUUAAAAUACUUUAGAUCCAGAUUAAAUUAAUACUUAAAUGUUUAAACAAUACACAACUUUCACAUAAAUUAAGUAAACAAAUAACUAAAUAUUAUAAAUUCUUAUUCUGCCGCAACAAUAGGGUUUUGCUCUCGCAGUAGAUAGCAGUGCUUCAAACGUAACGUUAACUUGAUCUAAUUCCUCCACCGAAACAAACUCGAUAUUAUCAUUAUGAAAUCUCACCACCAUUCCACAGUAGGAAAUUAGCUCGGUAGACAUAUUCCAGUCAAACUUUGAUUGAUUGACAGGUUUGAUAAACUGGGAUUGCUUUCUUGCACUUUAUUUUUACCUAUAUCAUGAAUUCAAUCCAUGCAUGUCAUGACCACGUUGCGUGAUAUGCAAAUAAUUCAGACAGCAUAAAUUUCAAUAGUUUCAUAGUAUGGGGAAAAGUUAUCAAAAUAUGAUCAAUCACCUUUGUCAGCAAUGUUUUUACAACUAUUUGUCAUGCAUGUCAUGCAUGCAUUAGGAUUGAUGGACCAAACUCUAUGAUAAGAGUAAACAAAAACUGUUCAUAUUGUGCUAAAAGUGCAAGAUAGCCAUCCAUUCCAUAACCACAGUCUCGAUCUGGCAUUGCUUUAACCGAGUUGGUGGAAAUUGAGUAAAUAAAUUUCCUCCCAUACCAAUGUCUCCAAAUAUUAAGCUAAUCCUGGCAUUGGCCAGGCUUCUUAUCCUAACUGCUUUAUGUCAGGCUCAAGAUUACGACGAGCGACUUUUCUUGAUUGGUUUGGGUCAUACUAAAGCAUAUUUUACUUCUGAGAGAGAGCAUCACUGGAUUGAAGGAGCCGAUCUAUGUCAUCAAAGAGGAAUGAUGCUUGGGUCUGUCGAAACGGAACGAGAUAAUAAAAUGCUGGCCAGCUAUUUGAACUCUACAACAGACCUACCACCACGGUCAAGCGGACUUUGGUUAGCAGCAACUGAUCAGGAUGAAGAAGGCACGUUCAAAUGGGUGAGUACCAAACAAGCUGUAUCUUUCUCCAAUUGGGACACUGCCGAUGGCCUUUCGACCCUCAAUAGGACCACAAAUUGCGUCUUCUUAGACCCAGUUGGGCUAUGGAGGGAAGAGCAAUGCCACGAGAAUGUGAAGCAUCGUCCCCUCUGUGAAUUGGAGUUGUUAACCGUUCCCAGAAUUCCGGGCGAGGAUCCCUCCUUAAAUGAAGAUAUGAAACCCAAAAGGAACAUGACGGAAAGAAAACCAACAUUUGAGGAAACCGUGCAGAUAGCCAGGGAGCAUUGGAUCCCGGACCUGGAGGAAAUUGGUAGCGUGGGAAAUAAAACGUUUUUUAUUGAUUAUUCUGAUGAAAGGCACAUCAUGGAACUGUUGGAUUUAUGUCACAAGGCUGGAAUGCGGCUAGUCGUGCCGGAAAAUGAGCUUGAAGUCGAGUUUUUGUCGGCAUUCUCGCAACAACAAUUGAUUAGUGGACUCCCAUUUCUGUACACCGUGGCGGCCACAGACGUCCUCAGUAGGGAUUGUUCCAAAGGUAAUGCGGAAUUCAGACUCUUUUACUCUGGAGAAAAGGUGACUGGACCUCAGUUGUCGGGUGAGCAUUGGCGAUAUCAAUGCAUCUUCUUAACACCUGGGGGGCUAUACAACCGGGAUUGUGAUGGGGGUUGGUCCCCCCUCAUGUGUGAGCUGAGGAAAGAGUAGUGAUUAAAAAACGGUAUAAAUAAAAGUUAAGAGCAUUAAUUAAAAUCGUAGUCCGUAUUGGAAGCUAUUUUCUGUCUUUUGUUGAUUGGGUGGUUUAUUUGAAAUAAAGUUGAAAUUUAAAGCUUGCACGAUAUAUCCGUAGUAGUGGCCUAAAGAUUCUUCAUUAAUUUUUAAAUUGUGUACCCUACGUAACCCGAUAAUCCUGUUACGAGCUCGCUCGAAAUAUGAAUAGUUUGUAAUGAAGUUUUUAUUUGUGACUUUUGCAAUGAUGAGAUGAGAGUUGAAGAAUAUUGAAUUUUUGAGUUUAUUGAACACGUAAAUAAUAAUAUGUAUAAAAACAAGAGGAUUUAUUAAGAUAAAAAGGUUGUUGGCUGCUUGGUCCAACUAAACCUCAAUUUGGCUGCUUGGUCCAAAUUAUCGGUUCACAAUAUGAGUGAAAUUUGCUGCUUUGCUGCUGCUGGGCAAAUCUCAACUGAAGAGAAAUCAUUAAAACAGUAAAAAUGAAAACAACACACAAAUAGAAAGUGCAUAAGAUUUAGCAUGGAUUCUAAAUUGGAAGAAUUAGAAAUCUGCAGUUUAAUGCAUAAUAUGUACAUACAUAAGAAAGUGCAUGAUUGCAAUAUGCAUGCAAGACUGCAAGAUGAAUGCAACAACGCAUCGCAAAGAAGAAGAGAGAUUAUUAUGCACGUUUCACACAAUGCAGCGUGAAGAGUACCUGCAUGUAAGCAGGAGCAAAAAAACUGGUUUUAGUGAGUUGAAUAAGAAACGAGAAGCUGUGGCUAUUAUGCUUAAUACACCACACAAUGUUGCGUUCACUCACAAGCGAGACAGAGAUUGCAAAAAUAUUAAAGUUUCUAUUUUCUAAUAAUAAUACAAAUGCAGCAAUUAAUUGCAUGAUUAAUAUGCUACGCAACAAAAUAAGACAAAGGGAUUGUGGUCCUGAACAAGUCUGACGAUUAAACUUGUAAGCAACUUUGUUGACGGUGAACGCCUCUAGUUCUGCAAAAGUUUUUCUGCAUAGUUUCCUUGGUGCUAGUUAUGGACAUUAUACAUACGUAUAAGCUUCUGAGGUGUCUCAGAUAGCAGUAUUAUUAAUGCGUUAAUAAGUGGUGAUAGACUUUUUCAAGUCGUACUUCUCACUUUUUUUGUACAACUUCGCAUUGGUUACGGAUUUGGUAACCACAUUUUAAAAUUGCCGAUUUUUUCAAAUUAAUUAAAUUUUCGCUCUUAAUCAUAUACAUACAACCUACACUAUCAAUGUAUGAAAAUUUCACAAAAAUUGAAAGUUGACCGGAAAAGUUGUGGACUGGAGGGUGAAUCAAGAUCAGGUACGAUUCAGAUCAGAAAAUUAGAUAAAACAGUGCGAGUGAAAUAAGAUGCCUUCAGCCAAAGUAGCAAUAUACAGAGUGAUUUAGUAUCUUUUCCAAAACCUCGUCGGUCAGCAGCUUCCAAUUCUAAAAAAAUUGGAUAAACUUAGGGUAAGUAGGAGUCAGUGUGAUCGGGUGGGGUGAGUGUGAUUAGCAAAUUUUUUAUAAGAUAACCACAUAAUUUUGAUAAACUAAAAAAGUAUUAAUUGUAAUACGGAAUUGCAAUUUUUGUGAAAAAUUCAGUAACUCAAUGGGGAAUCGAACCCACGUCUUCUGAAUAUAUGUUAGACGCUUUUACCAUUAAGGUACAAGGCCACUGCCUUCUUCACAUUGCAAUUUUUCUCGUAUUUCUUUCGGUCUAUUAUGUGAAUUUCUACUUUCGCAGGUUACAACGAGCUGUUGUCUAACCUGAGAAAGUUCACUUAUGUUUUACUUAUGAAAGUAAAAAAUUGUGUUAUAGUACUAACGUUGUAGCACAAAAUAUUUUUUUAGUUUAUCAAAAUUAUGCCGUUAUCUUUUAAAAAAAUUGGUGAUCACACUCACCCCACCCGAUCACACUAACCCCUACUGACCAUAUGUUAUUGAUGUAAAAUUAAAAUGUUUUUCUGUUAAGCUAAUCUAAGUUGACCUACUCCCAUCCGCUUAGAAACUUCUUCAAUCCCUCUACUUCUUAAUUUAGGAUGCAAUCUUAUUUCUAAUUUAUUAAAAAGUGAGCCACCAAUCCUGCUCAGGAUCUCGUCAAAAGGAUUCCUUCUAUUUCUACGUCGUAGUGGGGAGGUGAUGUCGACGCUAAGUUUUUUGAGGUUCAAGCCGAAAUCAAAAUCCUUCAGGUAUCCCGGUCCAUUCGCAUGCGUGCCGAACAUUGCGUAAAUAAAGGUGGAGACGCCUUGAGGUUUAAAGAUAAAAUUUCCUCUUCCAAGUAUUGGGAAUCUUAACGAACCCAUUUUAAGAGUCCCGCUUCCUAAUCAAUAUUCACGCAUUAAAUUUUCUUCAUAAUUUUAAAAAUAAAUCCUGUACCAGAAAUCGUUAUGGAUUCCAAAGCGAUUGAAAUAUUAAUCAGCAUUUUCUGCAUGUCGGCCCUAAUUCCAGUGACGUUAAAUUUUGACCAAUCCUUCAAGUAUAUGUCUCUAUUAAUGUUUAGUGGGAGUUUUUAGUGCAAAUCUCCGAUUUUAUUUAACUUUCCAUAAUCAGAGUGAAUUUAGUUUAUUUUUUUAAUAUUGAUUUUACUUACUCAAUAUCUGCUUGAACACGACGAGGCGAACUUUUCCCUGCCGCACCCCUCAAAAUUUCCUCUUGAUUGAAAACAAAUUCAGGAAUGUGGAUUGGAUCCAAGGGCAAGAGUCCAGUGCUGUUGUCGCCUUUUUCCAUUCUGAGUUGUGCGUCCAAAAUCAUUUCGAGAAGGAUCCACGUAAAGGCAUCGUGGUCACAGAUGCUUUGUCUACCCCAUUGCGCCACUUUAGGAGUAGUCAGCUUAUUAGGGGAUGAUGUCAAAGUAUUGAAUUGGUCGUCAUUUCCUUUUUCCGAUGACAAGAACGAGUCGUCACUUUCUGCAGAAGUGGAUAAGACGGAGGAGAUACAGCUUGUUGAAAUGACACAAAUUGGAGUCAUAUAAAGUAAUAAAUUUUAAAAGUUUUUCAUUCUCAAUAUUAAUUUUAAUGCAAUAUUAUUUCCAAACUUUAUCGAAAUUUUUUGAUAACUGGUUUUUUAUCUAUGUCGAUAACGUGCAUCAGGGCACGACUAUUUUGAAACAUGACCACGCCCCCUGGGGGUGUACCCACCAUCGCCAAGAUUGAGUUUCACUUAAAACAUCGAAUACGAUAUAUCAUUCUCUUCAGGCUGACGAGGGCUUUCCGUCGGGGUAUAAAAUUUUGAAAAUAACCACGCCCCUUGUGGGCGUGCCCCAAAAUAAUUAUAUUUUAACGAUACCAUAUCAUGUGACAUUUUCGUCAGUGGUCACACGGUGUGACGACUCACCCCCAGGGAGCGUGUUCAUGUUUCAAAAUAGUCGUGCGCUGAUGCACGUUGUCGAUAUGGUUCAAAAACGAGCUAUGACAUAAAAACGAGCUAUGACAAGCUUUCGAUAAAGUUUUGCAAUAAUAUUGCAUUAAAAUUAAUUUUCUCAUUUUUUGAGAUUGUGACCCUGAUUUAAGGUCAACGAUAUCAAAAUUUCAAAAUUUGAAAAUAUAUAUUAUAGUCCAAGGGUCAAGCUUUCCAUAACAUGUUUAAUUUUGAAAAUCGGCUAAUAAUUGAUAAAGUAAUUCAAAUUUGAAAUUUCAAUGUAUUUAAGCAUUUGCGGAUCAGCCACCAAGCCUUUCAGCAAGAAUUGGCCCCGGUUUUAAAAUACAAACCAUAACAUAAAAUUUAUUGCAUAAAUGUAACAUCCCAUGAAGGACCAAAAUUAGGGACAAAACUGUGUGCAAAGCUUAAAUUCCACAAAACUUCAUGCUGAAUACACGGGGAUGUGCAUAAAGCAUGAAGUUUUAAUAAUUGAUCGUCCCAGCACAAGCAACAAUGUUAACUCAAACAUCUUAAUAAACUAAAAACUGAGAUCGGGAAAAAAUCGUUGAAUGCAUGAUGACAACCUUGCCUUCACUUUAGCCGUCCUGCUCCAACCAGAGAAAAGAAAAUAUCAUUCUCGCAGCUGCUCCGUCUCCCUCCUCACCUCUCUUUUGCCAUAAAAAUAUCGUGUUUCUUUCAAUUUGCUAAUUAAUUCACUGAUUAACUAAUUACCGUGUAUUACGUUAUUUCUUGAUUAGUUGAAUUUCUAUCAAGUGCUUAAAACCUAGAUUUGUGAAAGUCAAAACUUAAGUAAGUCGCAUAAUAAUAAUAUAACGUACUUAAAGCGUUUAAUUAGAAAAAUGGCGAUUUCUAACCGUUUGAGAUGGAAGUGUGAAAUUUGUGAUGCUUAUCUCCCUCACGAGCCAGAAAUUGCGUUACACAUUUUAGAGAAACAUGACAUCAAUAUUCUUAUACUUGAUGAGGACGUUACGAUGGGGCCAUUGAAACUACAUUGAUCAAAAAUUCUAAAUUUUGGCAAAGAGUGGAAUUUUUUGGUUCCAGUGUGCCAAUGUUUGACACUUUAUCUCAAGACGAGGAAAUGACAAUGACGACGGUGACGAAGAAAUUGAAUUUUAUGAACAGAUGGACGACGAUGAGGAACAAGGGGAUAAUGAGGAUGACUUAAUUGGCGAUUCCGAUGACGUCGCAACAGGGAUUCCAGACACCUCGCUGCAAACCUGUUACAUCUGCGGGGAGAAGUUCCCUACACAAAAAGCCUUAUUCGCCCACCGUCAAGAACACAAAGGGGAAAGACCUUUCAAGUGCGACACGUGUUCUGCAGACUUUGCAUUCUGGACAUUCUUUAAGAUGCACGAGCUCACUCACACCCCCCAAUGGUCAGAAUUGGAGAACGAUGCUAAAAAAUUGGCCGAGCUGAGGCGUGGAUUCAUGCGGCAGAGAAGAAAUUGGCGAAGGGAGGUGUACCAGCCGCCCAAAACUAUACAGUGUCCCCACUGUCCACGAACGUGCAACUGGCCGGCCCAAUUGAGAAGACACAUAGCAUGGCAUAACAACGAAAAACCAUUCGUCUGUCCCACCUGCCGUUCUGCUUUUCGAAUGAAUAGCUCAUUAACUUCGCACUUAAAACGCAAUCAAUGCACCAAAGUGAUCUUGACCACUUUCACAGGCCCCUUCUCAUGUGACCUUUGCACCAAAUCUGAGACUAAAAUCGGAGCGAGGACUCAAAACUCACCGCUGGACUGUGCACGGGAUUCGGAUAGAGAGAUCCGAAAAGAAGAUAUUUGUCUGCCCUCAGUGUAACUACGUCGCGAAAUCGGAAUCUAAUUUGAAAAAUCAUCUCAACACACAUGCCGGAUUGAGACCACAUGUCUGCGCGGCGGGGUGCGGUGCAACUUUCACGAUCAAGGGAAACAUGUUGGCUCAUGUACGGUCGCAUUGCGAUAUUGCAAGGCAGACUGGACUCGCUGCAAAAUUCCGGGCUGAACAGGACGAGGCUUUGGGGAAGUAGAAGAAGUGGAAAGUGAUUCCGGGUGGGAUUAUUUGUAGAGUGUGGAAAAAAUUGUACAAGUUUAGCUCAAUUUGAGGCACACCACCGCACUCAUGGGUCUGGGAAGUGGAAAUGUAGUAUCUGUGGGGUCGGAUUUGAAUACUCGUCACGGCUUGGGAUUCAUCGGAAGUAGGCUCAUCCUGAAUUGUUGGUCGUGCAAUGUGUCCAAUGCGAGGAAAAGUUGCGGGACGAGGCUUUAAUGAAAAGUCAUCUAAGGAAGGUUCACCGUUUCCGAAGAAUUAAAAGACUCGCGGGGGCUAAGGUAGGAGGAGGAGGAGUGGGAUGUGAAGAUGAGGUCGAGAUUCUGGAGUGUAGUAACAAUAAUGAUCAAGAUGUGGAUCCCCUAAUGUUUUAGAGAGGUUAUUCAAAUGUUGUGUGAAUACGAAUACCGAUUCUAAUUCAAAAUAUUAUUAUUUUGUGUAAUAUUAAAUUGGAACGAUGUUGAAAUUAAAACUACAAAUUGUAAACCUGAUACAUUCGGUAUGGGUUGGAAAUAUUAUUUAGAAAACUGGUAAAAUUCAGGCAUGAUUCACAAGGCAGUCAAAUAUCGAGAAUUUUUUAAAUUAUAUGGUUGGAAAGGAAAAUUAAAUUAAACUGGCUGUCAUAGUCAUUCAUAGUAAGAAUUUAAACGAUGUGCGUAGAGAUGAAGUUCAAAUAAGAAUAACACCAGCAAGGUCGCAAUUGAGGACGUCAAACAUGUACUUCGUUGUGUAUGUAGAGAAAUAAAUUUAAAUUAUUCAAUGGUUUUGUCGUCGAUUAGAAUAAUUAUUUUUAUGAAUAUUUGACCUCGUAAUUUUAUGAAUAUUGACUCAUGAUGAUAAUGAACAUUUGUAUGUAUUUUGUCAUGAUAUGAAAAUGAUGAUGAUUUUGUAUUGUGUGAGACUGGACCCGAGUAGGGAAAUUUUGAAUGGGUGCCAGCCAGUCGCUCGUAAAUGAAGUUUUGUGCACAUUUUAUCUUUCAACUUAUAUAAUUUUUGACCUCUCUUCUCCUCCUCUUUUGAUUAAAUUAUUUUCAAGGUGUUCUCAUUCCAUUGGUCAAGAGGAGGAGAGGAGGGUGGUAUUUGUAAAAGUUAGCGUCUCUUUUUUGUGUAAUAAGGACAGAAAAGUUCCAUGAAAUUUUUAGUGUCGUCUCUCCUCUCCUCUAAGAAACAUCAAGUCCCGUCACUCACUUAAAUUGUACACUCACGUUCGAAAUCAAAAAUAUUUGUAGUAUCCCAAUUGUGACUAAUAAAUAACCAUCAUUAAAGUGAC
This is a messenger RNA of Folsomia candida, 9979 nucleotides long. RefSeq lists its product as uncharacterized. Lineage: Eukaryota; Metazoa; Arthropoda; Collembola; Entomobryomorpha; Isotomidae. Bases 2273 to 3295 code for a protein of 340 amino acids. The transcript is spliced from 10 exons. The record is from RefSeq and is a predicted model, not a curated record.